GUAUUACAGAUAAACAGACAUAUCUUCUUGCUAAGGCUGUGGAACAGCUUUACACUAUUCGGAAUCCACAAUUAGUUCUCCCUCUCUCCAUGCGGGAGAACAUUGUCAUGUACUCGUUCACAAGCAGUAAACUUGGGGCUAACCUAAUGAACCAUGUUUCUCCUGCAGGUUCAUAUAGAACACUUAUCAGGUGCUUGGACUCAUCAGCUGAGGACCCCAUAGCUAUUCCAGCGGGUACCAGCAGGUGUGUGUUUGACAACAAUCAAAUCAUUGGAAAGACAUACACAAUUAAAGGAGACAACAAAGUGCCCACCAGUGUGAUGUGUAGUGCUGCAUAUAUCAGCCUCAACGAAGGAUAUGAACAAAAGAAUGGAGAACUGAAACCAUAAAGUGGAUGUGGAAUUCACCCCCAGAAAAAGAAGGAAGCGAUCUUCUUGUAUUUUCAUCAGAUUACGAUGAUUUCUUUCGAGAUACAAGAGAUAAGUUACUGAAACAACAGAUCCAAAAAGUGUAUGAUGAACACAAUGAACAAAGUGAAGAUCACAUAGACAAAUACAUGUAUGUGCAGGAAAUAAAAGAUGCUCAAACUGAAAAAAUAUGUAUCGAGUGUGGAGGAGCAAACGAUGUCACUUACAGGAUUUGUCGAGCUUGUAAAGGUAGUUUGGUAAAGCCUCCUGAGCCGGAACUCCAUCUGGCAGGAAACGUAGACCCAUUUCAUGCUUUCGAAGAUGUGACUUUUACUGAGAAUGGGGCCACUGUGACUCCAGGCGAGCCGGAGUUCGUAAACCCAAAUAGCUUCGACACUAUAGUCACCGUGCUCAGAGGGCUAGGGAGAAGGGGCGGCAUCAGGCAGUAUGGAGGAGAAGAGCGGAAAAGGAUGUUUGUAGAAUGCGAUGGAUUGCCGUACACGAUUAUGAGGAGCCUCAUCGACAAUGUGUGGUUCUGCAGAAGAUGCAAAGAAUGUCACUAUGGCCAAGAAAAUCUUGAGGAGCACCCGUGCAAUUUGAUCGGAAAGGGAGAUGCGUACAGGGAGUUUUUCUGGGUUGUCCCAGUCAUGGGAUUGCUACACCUGGAAAUGAAUGUUUCCAGAUCCUUCGUCAAGCUGCAUUGUCAAUUGGGAGACAUUUAUGUCAACCAUCACUUACAAUAUGGGAUUUAAAUCUGACAAAGCGCAAAAGUACUGCCAAAAAGGGUCAGAUCAUCACAAGACAUUCACCCUCCUUGAGAUUUGCUACCUUGCAUUUAGCAAAGAAUUGGUCACCCCAUAUGUUAAAUGCUGUAUCCGCAACAAUGUGCGACCAACAGUAGGAUACUGGCAAUGGCAGGAGGAUUCAAGCUGCCCUAACUACAUCUACAUUCAACAGAUGACUCUCACUUAUCUGCAUGCUCUCAUGCUGUUCCGAACAGGUGUUCGGAGAAACAACACCGAGAGCAUUCUGGCAAGCAGAGUGAAAUUUACUCCAAUGAUGUAUGGCCAAAACCACCCAAAGUACCAGGAGAUACUUUUUCGAGAUAUGCUUGAUCAGGUACUCAUGCCUCCUGAACUGAAGGAGUUAAUGGCUUCAUUCUGUUCGGUCAGCCGAACUGGGAAAGCUUGUGCUUAUCAAGGAGAAGAUGCUUGCCUUGAAGAGAUCAACAAGGAUGCGAAGUCUUGGAUGAAGUUGACUGGUGUACCCAAUGAUGAAAGGUGGAAACGUGUCUUCAGAAACUUAGAAAAACUGAAAAAGGUGAGAGGAGCAACACUUUCUGAUGUCAUGAUGAGUGACACUGGAGCAAGUCAAGCUACAGAGACCAAGGUUUCCAGCAGAGAAGUUGAAAGGACAAGGGCAUUGAUCCGUAAAGCAAAUUAUCUGAUGACUCCGAAAUCUGAAAAAGUGCACACAAGUAUGGAUGGGAAGACCAAACUAAACCCUGACCUAGUCAACUUUUCCACGACGGCAAAGGAAAUCACAAAGAACUAUGUAGAAAGUGCAAAAGCGGGCCAUCCCCCCAAGCCAACUGUCAUUCCUGUCACACUUAGCGAUUUAGAACGAACCAAUGCUGUAGAAAGCAUGAACAUCAGUGAAAUCAGAAAGAAAAUACUGGAGAUACUAGAGGGCCUGCCAAUGGAUGUGGCUAAGCGAUAUCAGUCAAGCUACAUGAAAUCUACCAAGACUGCUUCCAAAAAACAGUAUUUGAACUUAUAUUACUCUUUAGUUGAGGAACUAGAGCAACAAGUCAGUGAAGAAGAAGAAGAAGAUGAUUAGGUAAUCAUAAUAGGCCUUAUUCUAACACUUAAUGAGCAGGAAAAAUCAACUGACACUGUUGAUGAUCGUCUUUCUCCUUUUAGAAAAGCUUUGGGUUCUUUGUCGUUUUGUCUGGAAGCAUCGACCUUCUAACACCUUUCCAACUGUUAAAGACAAGAGUUAGAAUGCAUUAUUGGUUAUUACAAUGAAAUUAUUGAGUUCUUAACAUUUUGUAUUAAGAAAUUUACAUGUAUAUGUGUAUAUAUAUAUAUAUAUAUAUAAACUGAUUUAUGUGCAUGUGCUUGCAU
Messenger RNA from Lytechinus variegatus (green sea urchin), 2533 nucleotides. RefSeq lists its product as uncharacterized. NCBI's taxonomy places the organism in Eukaryota, Metazoa, Echinodermata, Echinoidea, Temnopleuroida, Toxopneustidae. The coding region runs from base 1080 to 2246 and encodes 388 amino acids. The record is from RefSeq and is a predicted model, not a curated record. The transcript is spliced from 4 exons.